AUGUUCAAGAUGCCUCCCAAGAUGCUCCUGGGACUCUCUCGGCUUCUUCAGCAGGCUCACCUGGGGCUGCUUCUGCUUGCAGCACUGGCAGUGGCGCAGCACGGGCGCUCCACCGGUGCGGUCGUUACUUCUCGUCGAGUGCACGACUCUUGCGGGCACUUUCCCGUCGCCAACAUUACCACGGUGUCCUCCAACGCUACCGCAGUCAUCUACAACGGAACCAGGGUGGCCGUCACGACCGGAGCUCUCGUAGCAGGCAAGGACCUCAUCGUGGUUGCUGACACCUGCAUCAUCAACAGUGGCAACUACACAUCACCUGGCCGCAACAUUGUUUUGCUGUGCAAUGACGUGCUCCAGGUGCAAGGCGCAGUGCAGUUCAACGUGAAUGGAGAGGCCGGUAGCACCAAUAAGCCAGGGGGCAAUGCCGGCAACAUCGUCAUCUCCGCCCGGAAAACGUCAGAGGACGGAAAGCAGGGCGGUACUGGUACACCUGGAACGAAUGGCGGAGCAGGCGGCAACGGAGGCCAAGUUCGCAUCACGGCAAUCAGCGCCAACAGCACCGUUGUCAGCGUCUCUGGUGGUCAUGGCGGACAAGGCGGAAAAGGCGGCCCAGGCGGAGCUGGAGGACAAGGAGGCAAAGGAGGCUUGGCCUUCAUCCACACAUGCUGCUUGGACCUUCUCGGCUGUCACUGCCACUGCAACCAAGAUCACAGUUGUGGAGAUGGCAAACCUGGCUCUCAAGGGGCCACUGGGCUGUCUGGUGCAGAUGGACAAAACGGUUCUCCAGGGCAUGAUGGCUCCUACCAGUUUAUCGCGUGCUCCGGUGCAGCGUCGGUCGUUCACGACAUUGACGUGACGUGCUAA
Molecule: messenger RNA, 864 nt
Organism: Salpingoeca rosetta
Lineage: Eukaryota; Choanoflagellata; Craspedida; Salpingoecidae
Exons: 2
Coding region: 1-864 (287 amino acids)
Source: RefSeq, a predicted model, not a curated record